CUCUGAUUUCCAAACACUAUUUUCUCAAUAAGGAGAAGAAAAUGCAGACCUGAAUCCCUGGGCAGACUCUUUGGAAUUGUCUUAACUAUUUUCACAUCCCUUUGAUAUGGAGGCUACUUAUAUAUGGCUGCUGAUGGUUGGAAUUCUGGCAGUUGUCUACUGUCAACCUCUUCCUGCCUGGGAGGAAAAUAAUGAGACAGAGAUCUAUUUACAGGAUGAAACACACUCAGAAACAUCCCUGCCAUGCCAUAAAAUCUCCACUAGCAAUACCAUUUUUGCCCUACGUUUAUACAAGGAAUUAACCUUGGCAACUCCCAAUGAGAACAUUUUCUUCUCCCCUAUAAGCAUCUCCAUGGCUCUAGCCAUGUUGUCUCUUGGGACCCAAGCUGCAGUUCAGACCCAAAUCCUAGAGGGAUUGGGCUUCAACCUCACAGAGAUACCAGAAUCUGAGAUCUACAAGAGUUUCCAGCAUCUCAUCUAUAAGCUAAACCUGAGCAGCAAAAAACAUGAACUGAAGAUAGGAAGUUUCAUGGUCCUGGAUAAGCAACUAAAAUCACUUCAUGAACAGCAUAGCACCAAGGAGUGGUAUGAAGGCACAACUUUUACCUUCAACUUCACUAACUUUUUCUCAACUAGGAGACAGAUUAAUAAAUACAUAGAGAAUGAAACCUAUGGGAAAAUUAGAGAAUUUCUUCAAGACUUCAAUCAGGACACUGUAAUGGUGCUUGUGAAUUAUAUAUUUUUUAAAGCCAAAUGGAUACACCCUUUCAAACACUAUUGGAUUAAGAACCAUCUAAGUUCUUCUAUGGAUAAGAAGAUUAUUAGAUCUUCAAUGAUGCACCAAAAGGCACAACACCGGUUUUUGUAUGAUAAGGAGCUGUCUUGCAUUGUACUCCAGAUGGAAUACAUUGAAAAUGUCCUCAUCCUUCUCAUUCUGCCAGAUGAAGGGAAAAUGAGACAAGUAGAAGAUUCUCUGAAGCCAGAGACCCUGAAGAAGUGGAACAAAUUACUAUUGCCCAGUCUGCUAAAUUUACAUUUGCCAAAGUUUUCAAUUUCUGGGAUAUAUAACCUGGAAGAAAUCCUUCCCAGAAUGGGUUUUUCCAGCAUAUUCACUCCGAAGGUCAAUCUAUCCAACUUUACUGGACUACCACAUCAAGCAGUCUCAAAGAUACUACACCAAGUUGCUGUGGACAUGAAUGAGAAAGGCACUAAGGCAGCAGCCACCUCCACCUUUCUUUCUCAGCCUGGGACUUUGAACCAAGACUCUCCACUGACUGUUCAUUUUGACAGGCCCUUCCUUCUGCUGAUUUGGGAAGUGUCUGCCCAGAGUUUGCUUUUCCUUGGAAAAAUUAUAACCCCAAAUGCAGAUUGACUUUGAUAAGAGAUGGGAGAAUGAGAGUCAUCUCCAGUAAAGUCACUGGUUUUUUUAAUAUCUGAUUUUUCUUGCAUGAAGUAGGCAUGGUACUCACAGGUAUGAAAUAUUUCAAUGAUAUCAACAACAGUAAUAAUAAAAAUCAUUUAGAAAUUUUGUGGACAUAAAAUAUAACUUUUUGUGGUCUGAUGGCCAUGGACACUGUUUGUGCCCCUUCCUCUGCCCCAUCCCAUUACUACACUUUAUCAUUUUUCAUUCAUUCAUCCAUACUCCUAGAAUAGUGAUUGAAUUGUAGUAGGAGCUGAAUAAAUUCUUAUUGAUUGA
This is a messenger RNA of Sarcophilus harrisii (Tasmanian devil), 1696 nucleotides long. Its product is annotated as serpin A11. The record is from RefSeq and is a predicted model, not a curated record. Bases 107 to 1372 code for a protein of 421 amino acids. The transcript is spliced from 5 exons. Lineage: Eukaryota; Metazoa; Chordata; Mammalia; Dasyuromorphia; Dasyuridae. Gene Ontology annotation, molecular function: serine-type endopeptidase inhibitor activity. Gene Ontology annotation, biological process: negative regulation of endopeptidase activity.